CAGGAUACAAGGGAAGAAUUCAAAAGAUGUGUUACUCUCUCUGAUCAUCGCGCCAAACUCAGACGCAGAGAAUCAGUUACAUUUUCUGUUCAAAUGUAACUGAUUGAAACAUAGAAGAAGAAACAGCUCAAGCUAGAGCAUAGAAGAAGAAACAGCUCAAGCUACAAUGAGGAAAUAGCCAUGAGAAUCCUCAGAGAAACAGAGAACAAAGAAGAAGAAGAAGAUAACAAACUCAACACAAAUCUCAUAAUGAUCCUAAAUCUGUUUUUGCUUCCUUUUAACGCAUCUUUCUUCACAGUCUUGAGCUCCAAAUGAUCUCCACCGUUGAGCCAAACUUCUAAUCUCCACCUUACACGUGUCUAUUACUCUUUUCUCUUUUCCUAUAUCAGUUACUCUCUCUGAUCAUCGCGCCAAACUCAGACGCAGAGAAUCAGUUACAUUUUCUGUUCUUGAUCAAGAUCAAAUAUCUUGAUCAAUUUUCUUUUCCGCUUUGGAGAACCGUAACAUUGAACCACCAACAGAGCGGACGACGCCGGAACUAGUAAUGGCAACGCCGGAACUAGAAAUGCCGCCAACGCCUGCUUCUUCUACCACCACUCGCUCUUCCCUUCCACACAGCACCGCUCGCUCUUCCCUUCUUCAGGAGUUGCAGGAACUAUGGCUCGAGAUUGGUGAAAGUGAUGAUAUUAGAGAGAAGAUGACGCAAGAACUUGAGCAGAAAUGUCUAGAUAUAUACAAAGAAAAGGUUGAUGAAACUCGCAAGUACAGAGAUGAGUUACAGAGAUCGUUAUCUGAAGCUGAAGCAGAAAUUGCCAGCCUCAAUUCUACACUUAGUGAACAAAAAGGAGCCUCUUUAAAGGAUCGCAUUUCCACUGUAAAGCCUCUACUGGAAGAUCUGCGGAUGAAAAAAGAUCUGAAAGGGAAAGAACUUUCUGAGAUACUGACACAAAUAGCAGAGAUCUCUUCUAACAUAGCGGGGAAUGAUUACCCUUGUAGCUCUGGCGAUCUGACACAAACAACAUUGGAUGGACUUAAAGCAUAUUUGCAGUAUCUUCACAAUGAAAAGGCUGUUCGACUGCAGAAAGUAAACUCGUAUAUCAGUGUUGUCCAUGAGUUGUCAGAGAUAAUGUCAUUUGAUCUCUCUGAGGCCUUGCUUAAAGUCCAUGAAAGCUUGACCGGAUGUUCAUUAAGUAUUUCUGAUGAUACACUUGCUGGAUUAACAGAACUUGUAGAGUCUCGGAAGAAGGAGAAACAUCAGAGGCUGCUUCAGUUACAAGGUUUGCUAAGAACAAUGCAUGAGCUGUGGGAGCUAAUGGAAACACCUGUGGAUGAGAGGGGAAGAUUUGGCCAUUUCAGUAGUUUACUCUCUCAGGCAGCUGAUGAUGCCUUGGAGAAAGGGUGCCUAGGUCUGGACAUUCUCCGGGAGGCUGAAGCUAAAGUGGAAAGACUGAAUGCCCUGAAUGAAAGCCAAGAAAAAAUGAAGGAAUUGGCGGUGUCUGAAACUGCAACGCAGCACCUGCCGGAAGAACAAUUAGGUAGUCCAGAUACACAGGGAUCAAGCUCCAAUGUUGGAGAUUCAGAUGCCGUUAAAGCUGAGUCGUUCAUUAAGCAGGUGCUCCUGAAGAUAGAAGAAAGGAAGAGGGGCACUGGUUCUGAAGUAUCCAUAGUACUUUAUGACCAUUUAAGUAGGCUCUUUCAAAGCUACUACACUCUCCCAGAAAUGGAGAAAGAAUUUCGAGCUACUUACACCACUUACGAUCCAAGUGCUAAAUUGCCGGGUCAUUGCUUUAAGUUGUUUGUAGAGAGUAUCGAUGGUGCUGAAGGAGGUGGUGGCGCCGCUUAUUUGAGACGUUCGCUCGACUUUUCUCGACAAAGAAAAGAGGCAGAAGAGAGGAGAAUCGGAGAGGAAGAAAUGGAACAGAGGCGAGCUUUUGGCUACGAAGCAGAGGCAUCUGGAUAUACCCGUACAACUGAAGAGGAGAUACGAGGAAGAAGAGAAAAAGGAGGAAUAAACUAAACAGAGGAAACUUGUUCUCUUUCUCUUUUGUUUCGAGUUAACAAUGUUGUAAAUAGAUGACUGUAGCCGUGAAUGGAGACGUAAAAAAAACUAUAAGCAAAUGAGAAAAGAAAAGAACAAAUAAGAGAGGAGCAGCAGAGAGACAAAGAGAGGAGGAGAUUGAGAGGUCAAGUCAUAGAAGUCAACAUCACAUCUCUUCACAUGC
Arabidopsis lyrata subsp. lyrata is the source of this 2222-nucleotide messenger RNA. RefSeq names its product 65-kDa microtubule-associated protein 5-like. Gene Ontology annotation, cellular component: spindle; cytoplasm. Gene Ontology annotation, molecular function: microtubule binding. Gene Ontology annotation, biological process: microtubule cytoskeleton organization. The transcript is spliced from 6 exons. NCBI's taxonomy places the organism in Eukaryota, Viridiplantae, Streptophyta, Magnoliopsida, Brassicales, Brassicaceae. The record is from RefSeq and is a predicted model, not a curated record. The coding region runs from base 545 to 2017 and encodes 490 amino acids.